Nothobranchius furzeri (turquoise killifish) is the source of this 2624-nucleotide messenger RNA. The record is from RefSeq and is a predicted model, not a curated record. Lineage: Eukaryota; Metazoa; Chordata; Actinopteri; Cyprinodontiformes; Nothobranchiidae.
GUGAGAUUUUCCACAAAAUCAACGACCACGGGCUUUUUGAGUUUGCCCACACGCUCCUGGUGCUGCUGAGCUGCUUCAUAGUGUGCCUGGAGAAACCGGACCUGUCUCCAGAGAUGCGAUGGAAGCUGGAUGUGGCCAGCGUGAUCUUCACCAUCUUCUUUGUCCUUGAGAUCCUGGUCAAGGUCAUUGGAGAUGGGUUAUUUUGUGGAGCCAUGCCCUACCUUCAGUCCCCUUGGAACAUCUUUAACGUCUUCCUGGUGGUGGUCUCCCUGGUGGAUAUCGUGUACAUGAUGACGUUUCCAUACAGGCCGAGAAUCCUGACGACGUUAAAGAUUCUCCAGCUGUUCCGGGUGCUGAGGAUGAUGACUGAGUCCAUCAUGAUGAACACAGUGUUAGAGCCCCUGGUAGAUGCUGUUUCUGGCUCCAUCACAGCUGUGGGCACUCUGACGAUCAUCUUCAUGUUUUUGUACAGCCUCCUGUGCAUUCAGCUGUUUAGAGGGUCCUUCUACUACUGUGAAGGAAGCAAUCUUGCUAACAUCAGGACCAAGGCCAACUGCCUGAACGCUGGCUAUCAGUGGCUCAGAAAGCCGUAUGACUUCAAUAGCGUGCCGUUUGGAAUGCUAACCAUGUCGAUCAUGUUCACAAUGGACGGAUGGUCAGACAUCAUGUACAACGGCAUCAAUUCUGUUGGAGUUGAACAACAGCCGGUGCACAACAACAAGCCCUGGGCAGCCAUCAUUUUUGUCAGCUUCAUGUGGCUGAGCUUCUUCCUGGCGGACAUGUUCAUCGGAGCGGCUGCAGAGGGUCAGCAGUACUUCUUGGUUCGUCGGAGGGAGCAGCUGUGGUCCCUGCCCAGAAUCGAGACACGCCGGACGAGGUACACGCUGCUGCAGAUGAGGGCACAAGCAAUUCUGUUUGACCCUCGCUACAAAGCUGCCAUCAACCUGUCCGUCUUCUUCAGCGUGGCGCUGAUGGGUGUGGAUAUGAGGCAUCAGACCACGUCUGUCGGCGUCCUGGUGAUCCUCUGUCAGGUCAUCUUCACCGGCGUCCUGACCAGUGAGAUUUUAAUCACACUGGUUGGGUAUGGCUUCAGGAGAUUCCUGUCCAACAAGUUGCUCUAUGGUUAUUUCUUCAUCACGUUGAUCAUGGGCAUCAACCUGUCCUUGGACGUGAUGCAGCUGACGGACUCGAUGACCUUCAGCCCAACAGCCUUGAGGGUCUUUCGGCUCCUCCGCUACUCACAAGCUCUGAGGGCGAAGACGGUGAGGAAGUUUACUGCGAUCCUCGUGAAGAGCCUGCAAUGGAUCUUCCCCCUCUGUGUCUUGCUGGCGUUUGUCCUCGUGGUGUACGCCAAUGUUGGGGUGGAUGCGUUCAGCACUUUGGAAUGCUCUAAGGACUACCCCUGCAUCGGCCUGAACCGCUACGCUAACUUUAAAGACUUUGGACCUGCGUUUCUGACCGUCAUCAGGAUAUUCACAGGCGACAACUGGAGUGACCUCUGGAUCGACGCCAGCAGACCAUGCAGACCCGGAAACGACUCCUGCGUUGGCAGAGACAAAUGGAUCCCAAUGAUCUAUUUUGUUUCAUUCGUCAUCAUCUCCCAGAUCAUCCUCUGGAACACGCUUCUAGCAUUCGUCAUAGAGGCCGUGGAGCAGAACACCGAGAUAAGACACGAGGAAGAGCUGAAGGAGGAUGAGCGGGAGUGGGAGCUGGAGGACCGGCAGAGGGGAGUUGCAGCAGCAAUAGCAGCAGCAGGGAGCUGCAGCAGGAGCAGAAGUAGCAGCAGUGGGAGCAGCAGCAGCAGGAUCAGUAUUAGCAGCAGCAGGAGCAAGAGUAGCGGCAGCUGGAGCAGCAGCGGGAGCUGCAGCAGGAACCUGAGUAGCAGCAGCGGGAGCUGCAGCAGGAGAAGCAGCAGCAGGAGUAGCAGCAGCGGGGAGUUGGAGCAGGAGGAGCAGCAGCGGGAGCUGCAGCAGGUGCAGGAGGAGCAGGAGUCUGGAUAAACGGACAGCAGUACUCCUCCAACAAAAACGUUCAAGUUUUCAGGACUACCUCUUUCCUCCAGGCAUCAUCUUCUCCCUGACAGAUAAGUUCUCCUCCUCCUCCAUGAGGAUCGAUGCUCUCUCCUUCUUUAACGUCCUCCUCCUCUCACACCCUCCACAAACCUCUCAGCGGCACAUGCAGGUUCUUCUCCGUGGUUCCCUUUAGAACACUGUUACUGCCGUUUUGGAGCCCAGUGGUGUGUUGCACUCCCAUUUUCAUGUUCAGCAGUUCAGCACCUUGGACAGCUGCUCCUUGGGAAGCUGUCUUUACUUCAGGACCAUGGACAGCGCCAGAGCAGCCGUCACGUCCAGCUGGGACUUUUCAGCUCGUCAGCCGGCCCGUCAAAAGCGGCCAGCUGAAGCUCAUCAGGGGAGAGAAAUGUUUGUAGGUUGCACCAGCAACGUGUGUUCUCUCCCCUUUGUGGUUAUCUCGGUCUUGUGGUUAAAACCAGGUUGUUUGGCUUUCUUUUGAGAAAAGUAAUCUUAGGAAUUUUGAUGUUUAGAGAUAUUCUUAGUUAACCGGUAAUUGUUGGUUUGGUGAGUCUCUUAGACUACCUUUGGUAAAUGACCAGGUGGGGUUUUUCC